Sitodiplosis mosellana (orange wheat blossom midge) is the source of this 840-nucleotide messenger RNA. RefSeq names its product trafficking protein particle complex subunit 2-like protein. Gene Ontology annotation, cellular component: nucleus; cytoplasm; TRAPP complex. Gene Ontology annotation, biological process: endoplasmic reticulum to Golgi vesicle-mediated transport. NCBI's taxonomy places the organism in Eukaryota, Metazoa, Arthropoda, Insecta, Diptera, Cecidomyiidae. The record is from RefSeq and is a predicted model, not a curated record. The transcript is spliced from 5 exons. Bases 129 to 548 code for a protein of 139 amino acids.
GUGUGUACGCAGAGUCAGGCGUAUGUGUCAAAGUAGCGAUAACAAUAAAUGGCAUUCUGUUUACGUGCUACCAUUGAGGUGUAUUUUGGAACAAGUUGUUCGUCAUUGUAACCAAAAUAACCAGCAUAAUGGCUGUGUGCAUUGCAAUCAUUGGCAAAGACAAUUCGCCACAGUACAUAGCCACAUCGGAUUUGGAUAAGGAGCUUGAGCUGCAGUAUCGUGUUCAUGCCGCAUUGGAUGUGGUCGAAGAGAAAUGUGCCGUUGGACAAACACCCUCACAAGAUUCAAGAGAUUUAUACAUUGGCUUGCUGUACUCAACGGAAUAUCACAAAAUUUAUGGAUAUGUGACAAAUAGCAAAAUCAAAUUCAUCAUUGUGGUCGAUUCGAGUAAUACGGCUCUGCGAGAGAAUGACGUUCGAACGAUGUUCCGUAAUUUACACUCUCUGUACACAGAUGCCGUGUGCAAUCCAUUUUAUGUGCCGGGCGAACCAUUAGAAUCAAUCAACUUUGACAAGCUAGUACGGCAAAUAAUGACUGGCACGGUUUAGAGAAUUCCACGCGGAUCAAAGUCAUCAAUCAUUCAGCUGAUUCAUUGGAGAAAAUAGUCUUUUGAAAACUACAAUGCAGAAAGACUAAAAUUAGAAUUGAUAAAUAAAAGCCGCAAACCACUUUGAUACAAAACAACCAUCCGAUCGAAUCAAUUAUGCGUUAAAAUGUGUACGCAGAAAAGACAAAAAUUUCCAUAACAAAAAUCUAUUGUAAUCGUUAUUGUAAUUUAUAACAAAAAAUAAACCAAAAUAAAUAUGCAAACUAAGCAAAUGAAAACACCGUUCGAACGAA